CAGUUUCGAAGGUAAUGGUCACGUGAUUUCCGCUCACUCUGCUGACGUUACAAUAACAAGGCAGACGAGUUGGACCUCGGUGGAAGAGAGGCAAGGCCACGGGAAGAACAGCAUUCUUUAUGUAUUGGUCCAUUUUUUGGAUUCAUCUCUGAGAUGCUGUUUGUAUUGUAGCUGUUGAGAGAUCACUGCUGGUGGUUCUCAGGAAGCCUCCUUUCACACAAUGAGCUCAAAAAGCAGGAUGAGUCCCAUAUGAUGCAUCUGGUUGGUUCUUCUCUCAGACCCCCAGGCUUGCCAAUGCCUCAGAGUCCAUCCAGUUCUUCUGCUUCUGACUCCAGUAGUUCAGACAGCACCGCCCGCUCCUCAUCUGCCACCGCAUCAAACCUGGACAGUCAGUCAAACUCCUCCUCGUCCAUCCCAGAAACAUGUGAUGGGUUGAGGUAUCGAGGUGAUUUUCCUCCCCAGAAUGUCUCUGGGGUCUCUCAGUGCCCAGAUGCAGCCCAGGUCCCUCUGCAGGGCGGCCUCCCGGCUCACAUGCCCUCCAGCCCCAUGUAUGCGCCCAUGCAGAUGCUGUGGUGGCAACAGAUGUACGCUCGCCACUACUACAUGCAGUAUCAAGCAGCUGUCGCUGCUUCUCAGCCUCCCAGCACGUCUCCCCCUCCCCCUUCCUCCUCACCCCAUCAGCUGCCCCAACCCGAAGAGCCCGUUCAGCCUCCGCUGGGCCCCAACCCGGCCCAGAACCCCCUGCAGGAGAACCAAGCGGCCAACCCCUUCCAGAUGAAUGCCCAGGGCGGACCGGCGCUGAAUGAGGACGAACUGAACCGUGACUGGCUGGACUGGAUAUACGCCGUGUCACGUGCUGGCGUCCUCCUCAGCAUCGUCUACUUCUACUCCUCCUUCAGCCGCUUCGUCAUGGUGGUUGGUGCCAUGCUGCUCGUCUACCUGCACCAGGCUCGUUGGUUUCCCUUCAGACCAGAGCAGCACAACCUCCCAGAAGGAGGAGGAGGAGAUCCUCAGGAUGAAGCUCAGAGACAGCAGGACAUGCAGGAAAUGGAGCGCCUGAUGGAUGAAGGGAUGGAGGAUGACGACGGCAGUGAAGAAGAUGUUGGAGGUCUGGAGGACCAGGCCCAGUCUGCUGCUGCCCUCCAGGAGCAGAACCUCCUCACUGUCGCCUGGUCUUUCAUCAGCACCUUCUUCACCUCGCUCAUCCCAGAGGGAUGGCCUCACGUGGCCAACUAGGAGUCACGCUCUUCCUGCUGCCGGCGCGUGUAGCACCGCAGACUUCAUCACUUUCAUCUUUACUGUCCUGAAAACCCAAACUAGCCUGGACGAUCAGAGCAGCUGGUCACUCUGAAGCAGACUUCAUAGCUGCUGUUGGAGCGCAGAUGCAGAACGUCACUGCACAAAGUCAGAGCUGAAACGUAAAGUUGCGUUAAAUGAACAAAUUCUUCAGCAGAGUCGCAUACUUAGAACUUUUUUUAUUUCUGUUGAGGGAUGGGACUCAAAACUAAUAAAUAUAUAAUCCCUCUCAGUGAUCUGGGCUUGUGUGUCUUUAACAAACCAUAACAAAACCGCUUUAAAAGACAUUUUUUCAUGAACGCACAAAUGUGCCUCCACACUUGGCUGCAGAGAGGUGAUGUGUUUUCCCACUUUGUGUAUCGUAUAUAGACACUUGUAAUUAUAUGCAUCUUUAAUUCCUGAAUCUAUGCAGUUCGAAUAAAACUUGCUGCACUUUUA
Messenger RNA from Nothobranchius furzeri (turquoise killifish), 1734 nucleotides. RefSeq names its product HERPUD family member 2 (gene herpud2). The record is from RefSeq and is a predicted model, not a curated record. Lineage: Eukaryota; Metazoa; Chordata; Actinopteri; Cyprinodontiformes; Nothobranchiidae. Gene Ontology annotation, biological process: endoplasmic reticulum unfolded protein response.